Messenger RNA from Vigna angularis (adzuki bean), 990 nucleotides. RefSeq lists its product as uncharacterized. NCBI's taxonomy places the organism in Eukaryota, Viridiplantae, Streptophyta, Magnoliopsida, Fabales, Fabaceae. Bases 109 to 759 code for a protein of 216 amino acids. The transcript is spliced from 3 exons. The record is from RefSeq and is a predicted model, not a curated record.
CCUUUUUUUUUUUCUUAAUUUCAUUCUCUCCGUCUCUCUUUCUCUCUCAACACACCCACAGCACCAAAUAAAACACACCACCAACUUCGCAGUGCUCCUUCUCCUUCGAUGGCGAAGAAGCGAAAGUCGGUGGCCACGCGCCUCGACGAAGUGGAUCGUACCAUGUACUCCACCUUUUGCAGCACCGCCAACUCCCUCUCUCAUCUCUACACCCACGCCAUGAACCAACAGAAACUCUCUUUCCAGGCCGGUGAACGACACGCUCUCGAGAAAUUGUACCAGUGGAUUCUCAGGCAGCAGCAAGAAGGGUCUAGGGUGACCACGAUUGAUAUUGUUACCCAUUUGCAGAAUGAGCUCGAAUAUGGGGGAGAGGAGGCACCAGUGUCCCCAAGGCAGCCAAUGCAUCAACAGAACUCCCAGACUGCAAUGCACACUAACUUUGGUGGCAGCAUACCGUCUAAUGCAUUUGGAGCGACUGUGGCAGGGCAGGGGAUACGAGCUGGGCAACCUGAUCAACAAGCAAAGAACUCAGUGUUCUCAAAUGCACUCUCUAGCCCUAUUCGUCGCAGCCUUCAGCCAUAUCAUCUGGCUCAGGGGAGCUUUCCUUCAGGUAAUAUCAUGUCAUCAGGAACUGGAAAUGGAACCCGGAACAGUGAGAUGACUUAUCCUAAUGGCCAGAACAGGGACUCAAAUUCUUCUAACUCUAGUGAUUGCAUGGACAUGCAUUCAGAUAGUCCUGGUCAUGAUUUUUCAUACUAGUGCUGUCAUAGUUAGAAUAGGGAGAGAAAAAGAGGUCAUUUAUGAAAUUGAUGAUCAUAAAUGUGUGGUGAAAAAUGUCAAAUUUAUUGUGGAUAGACUUCAAUUUAUUUGUGUAGCAUUGUCGUCCAGGUUGAAGCUUGAACAUCAGCUUACAUGUUAAAACAGAUCGUCUUGAAAAAUGUUGGUUAUUUCCCAAGCAAUAUAUAGUCAUACCAGUGUGUGAUGUUUGCA